Molecule: messenger RNA, 666 nt
Organism: Cylindrotheca closterium
Lineage: Eukaryota; Bacillariophyta; Bacillariophyceae; Bacillariales; Bacillariaceae
Source: the annotation of a GenBank genome assembly
AUGCAUACAAAGAAAAUUGUUAGCAUUUUCCUUGUUGCAUUUACCACACUUGCGGCCGCUAAUUUUGAGCCCUACGAACUAAAUGGCGGGCUCAUCAGUGCAGUUGCUGGCGAUGGAUAUUCCGUCAUGGCCACGGACACAAGGAUGAUCGGUCCAGGUGGAUAUCUCCUGUCUUCUCGGAACUAUUUGUCGUCUCGAAUAUGGUCAGUUGAUGAUACAAGCAUAGAGCUCAUGAGUGGCAUCGAAUCUUCGUUUCGAUCAGGUGAUUCAGACGUUGGUGUUGUUAUGGACAAUAAUAAGCAGACGACGGCACCUGGCAUCAUCACGAUGACGAUGAAACAUGGUGAUACGUUGUUUGGGUCAACCAUGAUUGGAGCAGCAGGCUGUGCUGCUGAUUGCGAAGCCUUGAAACGGGCAAUCAGAGCAGAUAUCAAGAAGUCCACCCAACAAGGACAGCUGUCUUCAUCACCUACCGCAGAUCAAGUUGCAUCGUGUCUGAGCCACACUCUGUACUCGAGAAGAGGGUUCCCAUUCUACAGCUUUUGCUGUGUUGCAGGAAUGGGUGGCGUCUUUGUAUUCGACGCUAUUGGAUCGUAUGAACAAGUGGCAGUGGCCUCGGCAGGUACAGGCCGUGAGAGUCUGCAGCCAAUAUUGGACCGUAAGUGA